GCGAAAAUUACAGUACUUAUCUCCCCUUAAAAAGAGAAGUCUUUAGCUUUGUGAGUGGAUUUGUGGAUAGCAUGUGCGGAGUUGUGACAUACGAAAAAUAACUGCGAUUUUGAGAAGAAGUCCCGUCUUACAAUGCCUGGAAGAAGGAAGAAGUUUAUUGACAAGCAGAAUGCGGUGACCUUUCACCUUGUACACAGAAGUCAGCGGGAUCCCCUGCAAGCUGAUGAUGAUGCCUCACAGAGAGUGUUACUGCCGGCCGCAAGCCAGAAGGAGCUUGCGGAACGCAAAGAAGAACAAAGAAAGUUUGGGGUAUUUUACGAUGAUGAUUACGAUUACCUACAGCAUUUGAGAGACAUCAGUGAAAUCAACAAGCUGCAGCCUGGAGAGUACAUCCGGGCGAAUGAUGGAGAGCUUGCUUCAGAUUCGGAGGUGGAAAUUCCACAAGGAGAACCCAGUCUUCAGCUACCGUCAUCAGUGUUUGCCUCAGAGGUGGAAACUGAAGUGGGUCUUCUCAAUAAAGCAGUGGCAGUAAAAGGGCCACAACCAGACUGGGAUCCUGACAUUGUAGCUGCACUCGAUGAAGACUUUGACUACAAUGAUCCUGACAAUCUGCUGGAGGAUGACUUCAUUCUGCAGGCCAAUGCUGGCAGUUUGGAUGCUGAGCCAGUGGAUGAGAACAUGGAUGGCAGGAGAAGACCCGACUUUGAUGAUGAUCAGUUGUUUGAUUCUGAUGAUGACUACGAGGAUGGAGAUGGGGAUGUGGCUUCUGAUGAGGCUGAUUUCUCAGGGGAUGAGCAGUACAGAGGACCCAUGGGGCUUGAUGGGGAGGAUCCAUUCGGUGAUAUGGAAACGAAGUCACGCUUCACCGAUUACUCGCUAAGCUCAUCUGUGAUGCAUCGGAACAAAGGACUGACGUUACUGGAUGACAGGUUUGAGAAGCUAUAUGAACAAUAUGACGACACAGAAAUCGGGGCCCUCGAUCACGAGGAUCUAGAGGGGGGUGUUGACCAGGGGAGUCAUCUGCUUAACACUAUACUGGAUCAGUUUGAAGACCAACAGAAACUUGUUGCAUUAAAAGAUGUGGUAGAGCCAGGGGAGACCAUCAAUGACAGUGGUGAAGACUCAGGCAUGGACGAUAAUGGUCUUGUUACGGUUGUCUUGGAAGAGCCGGACAAAAAAUGGGAUUGUGAAUCAAUAUUAAGUACUUACUCAAAUUUGUAUAAUCACCCCAGGUUGAUAGAUGAGCCAAAGAAGACCAAGAUAAAUUUGUCCUCCAAGUCUGGUUUACCCCUGGGUGUGUUACAACAACCUGGGUUAACACAGAAACAGAUAGAGAAAGACAGGCGACAGGCACUGGUAGCUGAUCGGGCGUCUACAUACAGACCCAAGGAUGAGACCACUGAGGAGAAAAAGUCACGGAAACAGGCGGUGAAAGCUGAGAGGAAGGAAAGAAGAGCUGAGAAGAAAGCCAACAAAAUCGCGUUUAAGGUGGAACAGAAGAGACAAGAGUCUGAAGUGCAGAAUUUACAGAAAAAUUUGCAAGGAGUGAAAAUAACGUGAUGCCUGUGAAUUGGCAAUCCAAUGGACAACCGGCAGAGUUAUGUAGCUUUACUGUGUAUGUUGCAAUACAUUGACUAGCAUGUAUCGUUGUGUUACUGUAUUGCCAUAUUUACAAAUAUAUGGAUUUGUAUUAAAUUAU
Liolophura sinensis is the source of this 1699-nucleotide messenger RNA. Its product is annotated as protein LTV1 homolog. The record is from RefSeq and is a predicted model, not a curated record. Gene Ontology annotation, cellular component: cytosol; nucleus; preribosome, small subunit precursor. NCBI's taxonomy places the organism in Eukaryota, Metazoa, Mollusca, Polyplacophora, Chitonida, Chitonidae. The transcript has 11 exons. Bases 133 to 1560 code for a protein of 475 amino acids. Gene Ontology annotation, biological process: ribosomal small subunit biogenesis; ribosomal small subunit export from nucleus.